Molecule: messenger RNA, 2139 nt
Organism: Chara braunii
Lineage: Eukaryota; Viridiplantae; Streptophyta; Charophyceae; Charales; Characeae
Source: the annotation of a GenBank genome assembly
GCCGGAAGUGAAAAUUAUUGGACCAAAUUCGAAGAACCUGAAUGACCAAUGGCAUCCGGAAGAGGAAAGGCGCUUGAUCCGUGCUGCGUUUUACGGGGUCACAAAACGGAUACCCGGGCUGUGGAAUUCCAUCCUGGCGGCAACCUUCUGCUCUCUGGCGAUGCGGAUGGAGAGCUGAAGGCGUGGGACCUCACACAAAGAAGACUGGUCUUCUCCAAGCGAGUUUACGGUGGCGCUGGAGGUGUCGUCGCCAUCAAGUCGCUGUGUUCGAACCUGGGUCAGCAGAUGCUUCUGACCCAGAGUCGGGACAGGGUCGUGAAACAGUGGCAUUUGUCGGAAUCAGGGUUGUCACAGGACCCGGUUGCUGCGCUCAGCAUUGGAUUGUAUAGUUACUGCAAAUUCUCUGUGGUUAGACACUGGGGUGAUAGAUCUGUGUGUGAGAGCAGCAGAAGAAUAGGGGAAGAAGAUGAGGGUUGCCAAGCAGAGGGGGAAGGUGAGAGGGGGCGGAACCCCGGGGAGUCAAGGGCCACUGUUGACGAUCGCCAUGACCAAGUUGACUUUGGAAAGGAGAAUAACCAGCCACUCCUGCCACCAAGCGAGGGAGGAAACAAGGGAGAGGAAGGCGGCGAAGCAAAGGAACAGACGGCGGAGCACUUGGUGGUGAAUCUUCAAGUAAAUGAUUCGAAUACCGAUGGAGCGAAUGUGUCUGUUCUCUGCAGACAAGCAAAGGAGCAGCCACCGCUGCGACAGCAACAGCAACAGCAACAACAACAGCAACAACAACAGCAACAGCAACAGCAACGAGAGGAGGGUCAUACAGAGAUGCCUGCCGUCUUCACAGCUGCCGGGAAUAAGGAGAGAGGUGAGAUGGAAGGUGGUGAAGCAAAUGAACAGGAGGUCGAGCAUUUGGUGGCGAAUAUUCAAGUAAAUGAUUCGCAUACUGAAGGAGCGAAUGUGUCUGAUCUCUGCAGACAAGCAAAGGAGCUUCCUCCCCCGUUGCGACAGCAACAACUACAGCAAAAGCGCCAGCACCAGCACCAGCACCAGCAGCAGCAGCAGCACCAGCAGCAGCACCAGCACCAGCACCAGCACCAGCACCAGCACCAGCACCAGGAACAACAACAACAACAGCAACAGCAACAGCAACAGCAACAUCAACAUCAAGAGCAACAGCAACUAGAGGAGGGCCAUACAGAGAUCCCUGCCGUCUUCACAGCUGCCGAGAAUAAGGAGAGAGGUGAGACGGAGUCACAGCAUCCUAUACUUAGAAAGGAACAGGGAAACCUGGAGGCGAUGACGGAUGUUGCUAGGAGCAAGGAGACGCGGAGCACGGUGGUCGGCGGAUUGAGUCGGGUCAUAACUGAAGAUGUCGAUCGAGGAGUCCAAGGUGGUGAGGGUGCAGUAUCUUCUGCGGUGUGCAAGGAAGAGGAAGACGUCAGCGGCCUUGUCGCAGCGCAGGAUCAGUCCCUGAUUGCCAUUGCUGGAUUCAAUCCUUCAACCGUGGAGGUGUGGAGUCUUCCGUCGACAAAAUAUGUGCUUCGGUUGUCGCAUCGGUUGAACAGCGCCAAAGGUAACCCAUUUCCUGCAUGUUGUGGGAGAGCAAGCACAUGCAUGGCGGUGGAAGCUUUCCGGCAGCCACACACGGGUGUUCUAACGGUUGUGGCGGGGUUUGAGGAUGGGGCGAUCAGAGUGUGGGAUGCGCGUCAGGACGCAGAGCCUCUUAUUUGUCAGAAUCUGCACACUGAGCCCAUUUUGAGCAUCGCGUUAGACAGUUUGUAUUCCGGUGGAGUUUCCGGAGCUGCAGACAAUCGUACGAUUUUCUUCCGUCUCGACUGCGUCGCAGGGGUGUGCAAUGUGGCCAAGAUGGUGGAGACUACGAGGCCUGGGACGGCCGACGUGGCUAUCAGGCCAGACGACAGAAUCGCGGCAACAGGAGGCUGGGACCACAGAGUGAGGAUCUACGAUUACAAGCGUAGAAGACCACUGCCGAUCCUAAAAUACCAUUCUUCAACAGUCUCUGCAGUGGCUUUUAGUCCUUAUCAAAUAGGGCUUCUGGCAUCAGCAUCAGACGAUGCGACUGUUGCACUCUGGGAUGUAUAUCCCAGGCAGGGUUCAUAAAUUGUAUGCAGUUUACGUCGU